AUGUUGAAGCUGCGUUCACUGAGAGCGAAGAAAGCGCUGGUGCGGGAAUGUAUGGCCGAGUUCCUGGGAACCUUUGUCCUGCUGCUCUUCGGCUGCGCUGCUGCGGCGCAGGUGAAGACUAGUCGGGAGACGAAAGGACAGUUUCUGUCGACAUCUCGGGUAAAGCAGACAGGGACCGGGGCCUCAUUCUGUCUACGGCGUGAUGCUUCACAUGUUAUUUCUUCUCUGUCUGUAGGAGCCCAUCUGAACCCAGCAGUCACUUUGAGCUUCUGUGUACUGGGUCAGGUGUCCUGGUCCAGACUGGUGCCCUACUGUGUCUGCCAGGUUCUUGGGGCCUACGUGGCAUCGGGGCUCGUCUAUCUGAUCUACUACGAUGCUAUAAUGGAAUUCAGCGGAGGUGUGCUGACAGUGUACGGGCCAAAUGAGACAGCCUCUAUAUUUGCCACAUACCCCACAGAAUAUUUAAGUUUGGGCCGAAGCUUCCUAGACCAGGUGGUGGGCACGGCCAUGCUGCUGCUGUGCAUCCUGGGUCUGGAGGAAAAGAGGAACACCCCCGCUCCCACGGAGCUGAUUCCUGCUGUAGUGGCCGUGAUCGUCCUGGGGAUCUCCAUGUCGAUGUCGGGUAACUGCGGGGCAGCAAUAAAUCCGGCCCGCGACCUGGGACCACGCCUGCUCACGCUGACAGCAGGCUGGGGCACCGAGGUCUUUACGUGUUACAACUACUGGUUCUGGGUCCCUCUGGUGGCUCCGCCCAUUGGAGGGGUCUUAGGUUCCCUCUUGUACUUGGUCUUCAUCCAAUGGCAGCUGCCGGACCCAGAUACCCCUGAGAAACAGCCCACGCUCUCCACCGUCAGUGACAAAAUCAAGGAGCCCAAUGUCACGAAGGAAAAGGAAAUAGAAUUAAAGGCUUCAUAUUUCUGAGCUUUACUUAUGUAAAAAUAUGUCCAAACCCAGUUUCAUCAUUCAGAACCAACACUGUCCAUUCUUUGUAGUAUAAUACUGAUUUAUUUUUAUGAAACUACUUCACUGUGUUUUUAUGAAAUGUCUAUAUGGAUGUUAGGUGUAUGUUAAGUUGAGAUAAUUUUAAUAAUAAUUUAUGUACUUGCAUCUUUA
Messenger RNA from Betta splendens (Siamese fighting fish), 1113 nucleotides. It is a transcript of the gene aqp10a, whose product is annotated as aquaporin 10a. The transcript has 6 exons. The record is from RefSeq and is a predicted model, not a curated record. Gene Ontology annotation, molecular function: water channel activity; glycerol channel activity; urea transmembrane transporter activity. Gene Ontology annotation, biological process: glycerol transmembrane transport; water transport. Gene Ontology annotation, cellular component: basolateral plasma membrane; plasma membrane. Lineage: Eukaryota; Metazoa; Chordata; Actinopteri; Anabantiformes; Osphronemidae. Bases 1 to 921 code for a protein of 306 amino acids.